Molecule: messenger RNA, 2489 nt
Organism: Nicotiana attenuata
Lineage: Eukaryota; Viridiplantae; Streptophyta; Magnoliopsida; Solanales; Solanaceae
Product: probable E3 ubiquitin-protein ligase RHG1A
Exons: 5
Coding region: 94-2235 (713 amino acids)
Molecular function (GO): ubiquitin protein ligase activity
Source: RefSeq, a predicted model, not a curated record
GUGUGCUAAGGACAAAGUGUGUGGAUCUUCAGGCACUACAAUACUAUCUCAAAUUCUCUUUGAGGUUGUAAUUUGGUGUAUAAUAUAGCCCUAAUGCAGCAGGGGCGACGGAGUGCCUUCGGUUCCCUGCAAGAAUCUUUAGGUUUCAAUCAUGGUUCUACGUCUAGUGAUGGUGGUGCAGAUCAGCAGAUAUGCUGGAAUAAUGAUCCUGCACAAAAUCACCUGACAGAUUAUAUGGUAUCUUCGAAUGAGACCAAUUUUCCAUUUAUCGACCCUGUGAACCAAGAGAGACAGAAUGUAACCGGGUGGAGUUUAGGAGAAUCCAGCUCCUCUAUUACACCGAAUUGUGCAAGUCGGAGUGAACAGAAAACAGAUCAUGGAUGGUCAUCCACGAUGACCACUUAUCCUGGACCUUCACAUUUCUGUAACGAACAGCAAUAUGGGUCUUCUGACAUUCUGUCAUUGAGUAAUACUGAAGAAAAUUUAAGCAGCCAUCGAAUAGAUAACAGCACUUUAUUUUCUCAAGGUUAUAGUUCUAGCACCAUUCCUCAUGAUAUCAACAGAAAUCCAGUAUUUGAGGGGCACAGCGACGAUAAUGAUGAUGACAAUGACUGUCAAGUGAUGGAGUGUACUCCAUACAACUCUGAUAGACCAGGAAAAGAGCAAAAAUCAUCUGCUAGUACUUCUGGAACUAAUGGAUAUUUGAUGGACGAUAGUGAUGACAGGCCAGACAGUUCACUGGAUGGUCGGCGCUUUUGUAAGAGAAAAGCUCUUGAAGGAUAUCUAGCGCAAUCUUCAGGGAGUGGUAGUUCUAGUUAUAUUCCUCUUGCUGAUAAUGGCUUAUGGAAUUCUGUACCUGCUCCUCCACAUAGUAUGAGUACAGGUGCAAAUAUCUCUGCUCCAACAGAAAGUAACAGAAGCAUCAAUAUGUCAGAGCAGGUGAUCCCAAGACUUGGGCUUACCAUGGGAGGAGCCGUUACGGAAACUCCUCUUGAUACACCGGCUUCAAGAUCUCAGAGAAAUUUCAGGGUGAGGAUUAAUGGCUCACUUCAGCAAGAUUAUCUUCCUAGUAAUCCCUUUCCUGCUGUGGAUGAUGUUGGAAAUGUUAAUCUGUCAUCUGAACAGCAAUUACCGGAGCUCCUUCCUAAUUUCUCUUUGGAUUUGAGGUCUGUGUCUGCUGCAGAUAGUGGAAAUACUCAAAGGCAGCCUGUUUUAAUGCAUGUUCCUUCUCUACAUCGACGUGCACAGGCUAGGUGGAAUUCAGCAUCAAGUUCAAGAACUGGAAGUUCAUCUAGUUUUUCUGGUGAGAGAAAUUCAGCAACAUUUGAAGAGCCUAACUCAAGAAGUGUGUCAAGAAACAUCUCACAACAUCCUAUAUUCAUACCUUCAACUGAUGGGAGAAACUUGAACCAAAAUCCUGCCAACUGCAGUGUAGCUGGAAGAAAUGUUUCUGUUGCUGGAAAUGUGGCAUCCACAUCUCGCAACAGCUCCAGUUCAGGGGUCCACACAUCCUCUCCUAGGGUUCCCCACAGAUCUCCUCAAUAUCAUCGGAGACUGCAAGAAUUAGUCCGUAGAUCUUUGUUGUCUUCAGAUGGCGCUGAAUCUGGAGGUCAUAGUGGUAAUAAUCCACUACGUUUGAGUUCUGCUGUCUCACUGGAGACGGCACUAUCUGGAAACCAUGAGCAUCGUACAUCGAGUUCAAGGUCAGCAAUGAUGUCGGAGCGACAUCUUGAUGGUGCUACCGGAGUCCCCUAUUCCUGGAGGAAUUUGGCUGCUGCACGUGAACGAAGAAGCAGGGUAGUCACUGAGAUUCGCAAUGUGUUAGAUCUUAUGCGCAGGGGAGAGGGCCUAAGAUUUGAGGAUGUUAUGAUGCUUGAUCAGUCAGUGUUCUUUGGGAUGCCGGAUAUUCAUGAUCACCAUAGGGAUAUGCGGCUUGAUGUUGAUAAUAUGACAUAUGAGGAGUUACUGGCACUUGGGGAGCGCAUUGGGGAUGUUUGCACUGGGCUAACUGAAGAUACUAUUUUGAGUCGUCUGAAGCAGCGAAAUUAUAAUUGCAUAAAAACAGAAGAACCUGAGGAUACAGAACCAUGCUGCAUAUGCCGGGAAGAAUAUAACGAUGGAGAUGAUCUUGGAACACUGAAUUGCGGCCACGACUUUCACGCUGGCUGCAUUAAGCAAUGGCUCAUGCAGAAGAAUUUAUGCCCGAUUUGCAAAACAACAGGGCUGACUACGUGAGGAACCAUAUUCUCAUGUCUAAAGAAAAUGAACCGCGCUACUGAAGGUUGGCGCCACUAAGUGUGCCCUCUUCUCUUCCAUGGCUUAAUUUGUGUAAGAUCCUGUAUUUUUUUCUCGUUAAUUUUAUUACGUCUCCAUUGGGGAGUUUAUUCAACAAGUCAAUUUAGCGCUAGCAGGAUUAGACAUUCAUUUAGGGAAGAAUUAUUUGGAAAUUUACAUUUCCUUUUCCAAUUAAUUGAAACCCUUGAACAUCA